Molecule: messenger RNA, 2613 nt
Organism: Xiphias gladius (swordfish)
Lineage: Eukaryota; Metazoa; Chordata; Actinopteri; Istiophoriformes; Xiphiidae
Gene: hhat
Product: hedgehog acyltransferase
Exons: 12
Coding region: 187-1692 (501 amino acids)
Biological process (GO): protein palmitoylation
Cellular component (GO): endoplasmic reticulum
Molecular function (GO): palmitoyltransferase activity
Source: RefSeq, a predicted model, not a curated record
GAUGCAAGCUGCCAUUAAAACUCAAAAAAGAAGAAGAAGAACCUUUGAAUGUUGGAAACCGGAGUUUACUAGCGUUAUGUUUCUACGGUCCAAGCACUGUCAGACAGUGCAGUCUACAAUUUACAGCGACGCAAUGAACACCAGCCCAGUAUCAUUAGGUGCGCUAUAGCACAGUGAUUUUACCUGAUGCCAUCUAAAUCAAAGGCCCAGUUGGCACCCUUACCCUGGACAGAGAUCCUUGCGUAUUGGGUGCUAUCCUUUGGCUCACAUCUGUACUCUUUCUACCAACUGCAUAGGUUCUCCAAAGAGCAUGAAGCAGGAUUAGAGAGAGAAUUCCAGUUGGAGAAAGGCCUUCUUAAGGGUUUUAAAAGGGACCCAUCAGACUUUGAAUGGAGUUUCUGGACUGAAUGGGCUAAGAAGUCUUUACUGUGGACCCUGACUGGUCAUGGCGUCAUAUCGAGAUUGACCAGCAUCUUUUACCCCAAGUGUAGGGUGCCAGCACUUACAAUAUAUGGCCUCUUAGCAGCCAGCAGCGUGUUGGGAGUUAAAGGUGUGAGUGUGCUGCUGGUACAUCUGGGCCUGUCCUUUUCAGUGGCCCAACUGCGAAAGCCUGCUCUGUCAUGGGCAUGUAACCUGCUGCUGCUAUCCACACUUCACAUCCAACCGCUUCAAGAGAUCCAGAGAGGCUGGUACCAGACCGAGGAGGAGUACUAUCUGCUGCUCUUCAGUGUUGCUGUCUGUGGUCUGCGCUUUAUCAGCUUCAGCCUGGAGCAUUGCUGGAGCCCUCCAGACCGCGGUGGAGUUGUGCAGCUCUGUUGGUUGUUUUCUUACACCUUCUAUCAUCCUUUUUUCUACAAUGGACCCAUUAUCACAUACAAAGACUACAUUGAGCAGAUGCGGAGGCCUGCUGCGGAGAGUUACAGGGAUGAACCUGCUUUUAGGUACUUGGUGCUCAGAUCAGUACGGAUCAUACUGUGGUGGUGCAUUGCAGAAUACAUGAUCCAUGCAAUGUACAUGCACUCCAUCCAGUCUAAUGAGACCUACUUAGAAAUUCUUCCUCCUUGGGCCUUGGGCGGUCUGGCCCUGGCCCUCGUCCAGUUCUUCUAUGUCAAGUAUCUGGUACUGUUUGGCCUUCCAUCCAUGCUGGCUACUUUGGAUAAACUAGUUCCCCCAAAGCUUCCCGGUUGUGUCAGCAUCAUGUACAGUUUUACAGGGAUGUGGAGGCACUUUGACGAGGGGCUGUAUCGAUGGCUCAUCAGAUACAUCUAUGUGCCGUUGGGAGGUUCGAGACACGGCCUUCUUUACAAAAUGUUAUCCACUGGCCUUGCGUUUGGAUUCGUCUGCCUCUGGCACGGUGGCCAUGACUACUUACAGUACUGGGCCAUGAUGAAUUGGGCUGGAGUUCUGAUGGAAAACGGAUUUAAAUCUCUCUUUGCUUCAUCCUUUAUUCACUCUAUUGUUGAGCAGAAUUUCUCUGCGGCUGUGAAAAGGCGUUCCAUUGCCCUCCUCUCUUCCUUCUCCACUGCCAUGCUCAUCCUCUCUAAUCUGGUGUUCCUCGGAGGGAUACAUGUUGGCAGAAUCUUCUGGAAGCGUGUCUUCAUUCAAGGCUGGUCUACCAUGGCCCCACCUAUGCUGGCUUUCCUCUACUGCUUCGCUCAGAUUGGACUGGAGUGGACUUCUCACCCGCCAUGAGUCACCUUGACUUUGUACCAGAGUGAGAAUCUGUGCUACUGGAAAACCAGAACAACCUGCAGAGUCCAGUGCCUCCAAGUUCUCACCACCCAGCGUCUCUGUGGCAAAUCUGGCUCACAGCCACAGAACCCGUCCGAACCUGGCCCAAGUGCAGCUGAAGCAGCCACUUUCCACAACCUGCAGGAGCAGGCAAGAUCUGUCUAUAAGCUAAGACGAAAAGGAUCAGUGUUGAUUCUUUCUAGGAGAGAGGGUUUCCUGUUCUUCAUGGAAAAUCUAAGUGCACGUUAAAGCUGAUAGAACGAGUGUGAUGCCGUGAAUUCAGGACAGUCGCUUAUAUCGAAGUCCUAUCUUGCCUUGGCUGUGUUGUGGAAUUUUUUUUACCCAGUAAGCUGCACUGUAUUACUGUUAUUCUAGGAAACUGUAAAGGAAAAUAUGGACCUUGUAUCUGUCUUGGUUAUAUGACUCUGAUAAGGUAUUGCUCAGUGGUGCGGUAAGCUGGAGAAAAUGCUAAUUUCACAUUUACCAUCCUCCUUUAGCUCGCCACAAAAACAGCUGUGUAUUCAGAGGUUGUCAAUAGGCACAGAAGACUGAACAGAGCAGCGGGAACCUGAUCGAUAUCAUUAUAUCCCCGUAGAAUGACACCGAUAUUUGUAGAUGCAUUGCUUAAAAGCAAAAAAAAACUACACACUAGCUUUUAGUUCAACACAGUCACAGUGGAAUGCAGAGAAAAGCAGACUUUGGAGCGAGGAUUCAAAAGACCACAACGUGCUGUGCAUUUUUAUUUAUUUUUUUUGCCAAAGUUUUGUUCUGUAUCGCUUUGUAUUUUAAAUGUAUCGACUUUACAAUGCCUCAGCCCAACGACACUCAACUAAAUAUAGCCAAAACCAGUUGUCACGUUUGGAUUAAAAUGUUUUAUUUCAA